AUGGAUAUAAUUGAUACAAAUCAAAUUGAAUGUAAUCGAAGUUUGGAUGAAAUUCGAAAAAGAUAUGGAAAAGCUAAAAGAACAACAAGAAAAUAUGGAUUGAUUCGAAGUUUGUUUUAUUGGUUUCUUGAUUGGUGGAUGAUAUUUAUGAUUUAUUUGGGAUUGAAAAAGAAACCGGUGAAAAAACGAGCAAAAAGGAAGAAGAAACCAAUUAGUAGUGAUUUGAAAUCAAUAACAACUAAAAGUCAAACUGAUAUUGCGACUAUUAGUCCGUAUUUUGAUUUGAGUAAAAAAUAA
Messenger RNA from Caenorhabditis angaria, 297 nucleotides. NCBI's taxonomy places the organism in Eukaryota, Metazoa, Nematoda, Chromadorea, Rhabditida, Rhabditidae. The record is from the annotation of a GenBank genome assembly.